Hyaloscypha bicolor E is the source of this 580-nucleotide messenger RNA. RefSeq lists its product as uncharacterized. NCBI's taxonomy places the organism in Eukaryota, Fungi, Ascomycota, Leotiomycetes, Helotiales, Hyaloscyphaceae. The record is from RefSeq and is a predicted model, not a curated record. The transcript has a single exon. The coding region runs from base 151 to 357 and encodes 68 amino acids.
CUCUAAAGAGGUUGGUAAAAGGUGAGGUACACGUUGGACAUAUAUCGGAAAUACGUCCAACGUGCACCUCUUGAUGUUGACGCCAGCGUAAAGAGAAAAGAAAAGAACGCCACUGCAAAAAAACAUCAGACAACAGAGUCAAAUGCCGAAAUGCCAUCUCCCGAACCACAGACAAGUCAUCCAAACAACCAGUUUCAAUCUACGCGGAUCUCUAACUCACCGCAAAUUCAAUACGGAUACGCCGCACCUCAUCCUCCAUGUAGAGGUCUAGCUCAUUCGCCACCUGCUCCCUAUGCUUUCCAUCCAAAUACUCCAGCAACACCUCCUCAUACAUCUCCUUCCCCUUAUACCGACUAACAUUAUCCCCCCAACUCCUAACCGCGCUCGCCAGUCUUCGGGGCACAUAAUAUUCCUACACAAUCUCCGUAAUCGGAUGAAAAUACGUGCGGAUGGCAAACACCACGCCCCCACUGCGCAGCAGCCUGCGUAGUGUUUGCUGAAUGGACCGGAAGUAGUAGUGUUCGACUACCUUGUUUUUCUCGGCGGUGAACCAGCCUACGGUCCCCUCCUCGCCGUCUUC